AUGAGAAUUAUAAAAUUCGAUACUCAUGUUUCUAAACUGAUUAUUUUUUCUCAAUUAUUCUUAGGUUGGUUUGAAUUACCGGAUGAAAAAAAUUGUAAUGUUUAUAUAAGCGGUCUUCCACUCGAUAUAACGGAUGAAGAAUUUGAAGAACUUAUGUUAAAAUAUGGAAUUAUUUCACCAGAUCCAAAUGAUCUACGAAAGAAAAAAAUCCGUUUAUAUAGAGAUGAACAAGGAAAUCCAAAAGGUGAUGGAAGAUGUCGAUAUGUAAGACCUGAAUCUGUUAAAUUAUGUAUUGAUAUGCUCGAUGAAACAGAACUUCGUUCAUCAAAAAUUCAUGUUGAACGUGCAAAAUUUGAAGUUAAAGGAACAUUUAAUCCAGAUUUAAAACGUAAAAGAAAAAAAUUAGAUAAAAAGAAAAAACAACUUGAAGUAGAUAAAUUACUUAAUUGGGAUGAACGUCCAGAAGUUAUUAGACAUAAAUAUGAAAGAAUUGUUGUUAUAAAAAAUAUGUUUGAUUUACAACAAUUUAAAAAUGAUCCAUUGUUUAUUGAUAGAUUACGAAAUAAUAUUCGAGAAUCUUGUAGUGAAUAUGGAGAAGUUAAAAAGAUAAAUAUUUAUGAUGGAAAUCCAGCCGGUGUUGCGACUGUUGGCUUUACGGAUAUAGAUCAAGCUGAUGUAUGUUGUCAAUAUAUGAAUGGUAGAAUUUGGCAUGGAAGAGUUAUUCAAUGUCAAACUUGGGAUGGUUCAACAAAAUAUGAUGUAGCAGAACCAGAAGAAUACGCAAAAGAAAGAAUUGAUGAAUGGCAUAAAUAUUUAAACGAAGAUGAUGAUGAAAAACAAACAUAG
This is a messenger RNA of Rotaria sp. Silwood2, 846 nucleotides long. The record is from the annotation of a GenBank genome assembly. NCBI's taxonomy places the organism in Eukaryota, Metazoa, Rotifera, Eurotatoria, Philodinida, Philodinidae.